AUGCCGCUUCCCGUCAUUGUUGUAACGUGCGUUACCUACAUUGCUCUCUUUGCUGCCCUGCUCGUGGUUCACCUUUCCGUGCCUCACUAUCCCGCGUCCACCCCAGCAGGAAUAAACCUGACCCAAGGAUGGCUGGAUCUGGAAACCAUAACACAACGCUACCAUCCAUACAACAGCCACGCCAAUGAUGAUGUCCGGAAAUACCUCUUAUCGCGCGUCCAGGACAUUGUAGCUUCUAAAAACCUUGGCAGCGACCGUGUCUACAUCAUCGACGACAAUGUUUCCAACGUCACCUUUUCCUCGUCCAGUACCACUGUCUACUUCGAGGGUACUAACUUGAUCGUUGCUAUCCGAGGAUCAGAAGACAAAGAAUCAUCUUGGCCCAGUUCUCAACUACCCCUAAACUCUCCCAGGACGAUAAACAAUGGGGGAGUCCUUGUUAAUGCACACUACGACUCCGUGAGCACAGGCUUCGGCGCUACAGAUGAUGGGGUUGGAGUUGUGUCUGUACUCCAACUUCUUUCCUACUUCACAGACUCACACAACUGGCCCAAGAGAACGGUCGUCCUCCUAAUGAACAAUGGGGAGGAAGAUUUCUUAAACGGUGCAAAAGCAUUCAUGAGACAUCCAAUCUCCCAAGUUCCGCAUACCUUUCUUAAUCUCGAAGGGGCUGGAGCUGGUGGACGAGCAACUCUUUUUCGAAGCACCGAUACUGAAGUCACGAGAUUCUAUCAAAAGUCGAGUCACCCCUUCGGAACAGUUAUAAGCAGCGACGGAUUCAAGAAAAAACUCAUCCGAAGUGAGACCGAUUAUGUUGUAUUCAACGGAGAGCUAGGGUUACGCGGACUUGAUGUGGCUUUCAUGGAACCUCGAGCGCGAUAUCACACCUUCCAGGAUUCCGCCCGCGAGACGUCGAUGAACUCGCUCUGGCACAUGUUAUCUGCUUCCAUAGCAACUGUAUCUGGGCUUGCAUCCGAUAUGAGCUCUACUUUUAGUGGCAGUGGGAAGCCGCGCGAUGAUGGGAAAGUCGAUGCGGGAUCUGGGACCGAUGCAGUGUGGUUUGACCUCUUCGGCAAGGCUUUCGUUAUUUUCCGUCUUCAUACGAUGUUUGCGUUCUCCGUUACGCUCCUCGUCGUUGCUCCCGUAACCUUGAUACUGCUCACUGUGGCUCUGUCCAAAGCCGAUAAGAACUAUCUGUUCGCUAGGAAAAAGUAUAUUCACUCUUCCGAUGAUGACCAGGCCAUUGAGCUCAAUGGAUGGCGUGGUUUCUUCCGCUUUCCAAUUGUCUUCGUCGUGGCUACUGCGGUCGUCGUUGCUUUGGCAUAUCUGGUUGCCAGAGUCAAUCCAUAUGUCGUCUACAGCAGCCCGUUUUCCGUAUGGAGCAUGAUGCUCUCCGCGUGGGUUGUCUUUGCUUGGUUCUUUCUACGAGGGGCGAGUGUUAUGCGACCAUCCGCCCUGCAACGGAUGUACAGCCUGAUCUGGCUGUUCAUCGGAGCAUUUGCGCUACUCAUCUUGGUCACUAUCAUGGCGCAGAAUUAUCAGGUUGCGGGCGGAUAUUUUAUCAUGUUUUACUUUGCGGGAAUCUUCUUCGCACUUCUAAUCUCUUACAUCGAGCUCUUCUUCGUCCCGAGUAAGACCACGUACGUAGGACGUUUUGACAGCGAUGGCAACACUCGCCGCAAUUCGGAAUCCGUCGGUAGUAGGCCCUUAACAGGCACGACUGGUGGCGCUCGGUCCGAGGACCGCCCAAUUCUAGAUGAUGAUGCCACCGAGACUACCUCUCUCCUCCGUGGCGAUCGUCAGAGCUUCGCAAGAUACGGUAGCAGGCGGCAGUCGACCAGUGAGGGCACUGAUCAUGAGGAACGACGUGGUCUGCUGGAUCUGGGGAAGCCGUUCCCAGGAGAGCAAGAGUGGAGCGGUAAGCUGCCAAGCUGGCUUUGGAUCAUACAGUUCCUCCUCUUGAUUCCCUUCGUCAUCAUCCUAGUAGGACAGGUGUCUUUACUUAUGACGUCGGCGUUGUACCAGACUCCUGCAGAUGGAAGCUCCACGCUCUUCAUCUAUAUUGGCUUCGCCGCUCUCGCCACACUCCUCGUUGCACCAAACGGACCCUUCAUCCACCGUUUCACUUACCACAUCCCAACUUUCUUGUUUCUCGUAUGUGUCGGAACGCUCAUCUACAACCUCGUCGCCUUCCCAUUCUCCAGGGAUCAUCGCCUCAAGGUCUACUUCGUGCAGCAGGUCGACUGCGACAGCGGGGUAAAUACGGUUUCUUUGACUGGGCUCGAUGAGUAUGUGCAGAGUAUUGUCAGGGAAAUCCCCAGCGCGCAGGGACAACCCAUGAACUGCACGACACCAGACAUUGCGACUCGCAAGGAAUUAAAGAAAUGCGCGUGGAAUGGGCUGCCGGCUCAGGUAGUGCCGCGACAGGAUGCACCAUUCAGUAACAAGACUUAUCAUGAUACCUGGCUCGAUUAUUCUAUUGUCAAGGGCAAGAAUCCCAAUGAGGCGACAAUUCGCGUUGUUGGGCUGAACACACGCGCGUGUCGUGUCUUUUUCGACUCGCCAAUCGUGGAUUUAGUGGUCGAAGGUGGUGUUUCAGACCCCCGCUUCAAUGCAACUGGUGACACCGGCUCCCGCGAACUGCGCCUUUGGCAUCGCAACUGGUCUCAGCCCUGGAACAUUAGCGUCAAAUGGGAUGGCGACGCGAACUCGACACUUUCUGGAAGAGUCGUCUGUCUGUGGUCAGAUGCGAAUACGGGCGCGAUUCCGGCAUACGAUGAAGUGCUGCAUUAUAUGCCUGUGUGGUCAAUCGCGACGAAACUUGGAGAUGGCUUGGUCGAAGGAUCGAAACGUUUCAAGGUAUAA
Molecule: messenger RNA, 2865 nt
Organism: Lindgomyces ingoldianus
Lineage: Eukaryota; Fungi; Ascomycota; Dothideomycetes; Pleosporales; Lindgomycetaceae
Product: endoplasmic reticulum metallopeptidase 1
Exons: 2
Coding region: 1-2865 (954 amino acids)
Biological process (GO): proteolysis
Molecular function (GO): metalloexopeptidase activity
Source: RefSeq, a predicted model, not a curated record